GCGGAAACGGAACCGGCCAUCCAUCCCACCUUGGAUGCGCCCGCUGCUUCUGACUCGAUCCCCACCCCCGCGACUUCCAACGCUGUGAUGUUUCGAAUUGCCCGCUUUCUGCGUGGGAUUCGGAGCAUCAGCAUCAUGGCGACCACGGCAGAGACUCCCGUUAGCGCCGCGACUGCUGCCACCGCUGCCACCGCUGCCACCGCGGCGACUACAGCGACCACGGCAGCCGGAGCAACCGAAACGGCCCCGCCAACAACCGCCACGACUCCCGCCGCAACAGCCCUUCCGCGCGUUCCCAUCCCGCCCCGCGGCGUCGACUACCGCGGGAAGCUAGUUCUCGCGCCCAUGGUGCGAUCGGGCGAAUUACCCUCACGCCUUCUCGCACUGCACUACGGCGCCGACUUGGUCUGGGGCCCCGAAACAGUCGACCAUUCCCUCAUCGGCGCGACCCGCCGCGUCAACCCGCGCACCGGCAUGAUCGAAUACACACGGCAGCCUUCCCACGCCUACAGCCCGGCCAACAGCGCCGCCAGGAACAACAGCAACGACAGCAACGACAACGACAAUAACGAAGCCGGCGCCGCCGAGUCCGUCAUCUACCGCCUCGACCCGGAGCGCGAGAAGGGCAAGCUCGUCUUCCAGCUGGGCACGUCGGACGCGGAGCGGGCCGUGGCCGCCGCGCGCGUGGUGGCGGCCGACGUCGCCGGCAUCGACGUCAACGCCGGCUGCCCCAAGCCGUUCAGCAUGCUGGGCGGCAUGGGCGCGGCGCUGCUGCGCGCGCCCGAGAAGCUGGCCGGCAUCCUCGAGGCGCUGGCGCGCGACAUCACGCCGGCCUUCGGCAUCGGCAUCAGCGUCAAGAUCCGCCUGCUCGAGACGCCCGCCGAGACCGAGGCGCUCGUCCGCCGCCUCGUCCGCACCGGCAUCACCGGCCUGACCGUCCACUGCCGCACCACGCCCAUGCGGCCCCGCGAGCGCGCCGUCCGCGGCCAGCUGGCCAUGAUCCGCCGCGUCUGCCACGAGGCCGGCGUCGCCUGCCUCAUGAACGGCGACGUCGAGAGCCGCGACCACGCCGACCUGCUGGUGCGCGAGUUCGGCGUCGACGGCGCCAUGAUCGCCACCGCCGCCGAGAAGAACCCGAGCUGCUUCCGCAGCCGCGCCGACGGCGGUCUGGCCGCCUGGCCCGAGGUCGCCCGCCGCUACCUGCGCUUCGCCAUGGAGGUCGAGAACCGCGCCGCCAACACAAAGUACCUGCUCGCCCAGAUCAUCCCCGGCAAGGCCCUCGCCUACCGCGACGUGCAGCGCGGCCGCUCCUACUCCGACUUUGCCCAGGCUCUCGAGUGCGACGAGGAGAUGCGGGCGAUGGCGCGCGAGGCCGACCGGGUGCUCGGGCUCGGCGAAUUCGAGCCCAAGCGGGGCCCCAAGCAGAAGAACAAGCAGCAGCAGAAGGGCCAGCAGGGCGAGCAGCCGAGUGGGCAGCAGCAAGAGUCCAAGAAGCGGAAGAGGGGCCAAGAUGAAGAAGAAGAAAGAGAAGGAGGAGAAGGAGGAGGAGAAGGGGGAGAACAACAAGCGAAGGCCAAAGACGAAUCCGCAAAGAGGCCAGAAGUGGCGGCUGAGCCCGCGCCUGUUGCCGCGCCGGCAGCUAUCGCGGUCUAAAGAAGCAUUUUCACGGCGUGGCAUGUAUGAUGAUAUCCUGGCGUGCUAGACGGACAAACAAAAACAUAGAAACAAACCAAACGAGCACAUAGUUCGGGAUCCGACAUAGUUCGUUCUUUCUUUCUUGUAGGGCUGAGGACGGCUCAGGAGAAUAAAAAUA
This is a messenger RNA of Thermothelomyces thermophilus ATCC 42464, 1813 nucleotides long. RefSeq lists its product as uncharacterized. Gene Ontology annotation, cellular component: cytoplasm. Lineage: Eukaryota; Fungi; Ascomycota; Sordariomycetes; Sordariales; Chaetomiaceae. The transcript has 3 exons. Gene Ontology annotation, biological process: tRNA dihydrouridine synthesis. The record is from RefSeq and is a predicted model, not a curated record. Bases 136 to 1653 code for a protein of 505 amino acids. Gene Ontology annotation, molecular function: tRNA dihydrouridine synthase activity; flavin adenine dinucleotide binding.